UAAUUAGUUGGAUAUGCGUUUAUAUUUGUCAUGCAAGCAAUGCCCGCCUCUUCAAAUAAUCCAGCUCAAAGAGUGGAAUUAUGAAAAGGCAUUUUUUUAAGGAUGCCAUAAAAUUUAACAUGGUCGCCCUGUAUUAAGCAUUUAUAAUUUCGUUAAAAUAGUAACAGAAAACGCGAUAACUUACUGGACACCUUUGAAGAGUUGAAAGGCAUUUAAGAAAACAGAAGCAAGAAGUGUAAGAAAAAAGAAGGGGGGGGGGUGCGGUGAAGAAAAAGGAGAGGGGGAGAAGAGAAGGCGGUGCUUUCGGUUGCUUGGGACAGAAACAGAAUUGUAAAUAAAUAAAAAAAAACAAACGAGGAAACAGUGUUUAAGAAAAGAAAAAGGAAAGAAACGAAAGCAAUAAAUAUAGAAAUAAAAAGAAAAUAAUAGGACGCGUUGGAGGCGGUUAUUGUCUGGGAACCCGGCAGCCGACUUCGUUUCCUUCAACGGCGCAACGCUAGCUAGCUCGGUCGAAGCGCGUCUGGCUGCUCGCCGCCGCCGAUGACGUCACGCGAAGCAGAGCAAAACCAUGGAAACGCACGGGGAAGCCGUCAGUGCAAGCUCCGUCGUCCGUGCCGACGCCGCUCGACGCUCGGUCCGACCUCCUGCCUCGGCGGCGCAUAGCUAGCGUUGCUCUGCGGUGUCGUCGAGUGGAGUGCGCCGACGUCGGACGCGCACACGCCGCGAAGCCUCGCCCAGCAGUCGCCAGAUUUGAGCCAAGCUUGAUUUUCGACGUAUUCCGGGAACAUUUGACGAUUAAUAUAGCGCACAGUGACGGAAAUUCGACAGCUACGGUUUCUGAAGCUCUUCCAGUGUUAUUACUUCACUACAAGAAAACAUGGGACUGCCUAAGUUCAAGAUCAUGCUCCACAGUCACUUGGAGGGACAUUUGCGGCACACCACCAUCUGGGAGCUGGCUCAGGCAAAGAAUAUCGACCUAGGUUACAGCAGUCUUCAAGACAUCAUCCUGAAAACCCAGCCCGAGCGAGGGAGCACCCUUCAGAACUACCUAAAGGAGAUGCCGAAUUUUCUCAGGGUUGUGGCGGGCGACCGCGUCGCUCUGGAGCGGGUCGCCUUCGAGGUGGGCGAGGACCAGGCGAACCAGGGAGUCAUAUACAGCGAGAUGCGACUCUUCCCCCACCUGAUGGCCUGCCAGCACACGACGCUACAGCUGAGCGCGGGAACCCCCACUGUCCACACGGCCGCCGACGCGGUCCAGGCAGUGCUCGAAGGAUUCCGGCGAGCCGAGAAAGAGCACGGCAUCAUGCUGAGGCUGGUGCUGGCCUGCUUCAGGGACAAACCGGAGUGGGCGGAGGAAGUGGUCAGCCUGUGCCACGAGUACCGCAAGCAAGGCGUCGUCGGAAUGGACGUGUGUGGAGUGUUCGCGCCCAAGAGGACCGAAACGGAGGGAGAGGAGAUCCUGCACCCUGAAGUCAUCAAGGCGUUCCAGAGAGCAGCCACCCUGGGCGUGCACCGGACGGCGCACGCGGGCGAGGCAGGUCCGGCCAGCAAUGUCUCCAGGGCCAUCGAAGAACUGCGCACGGAGCGCAUCGGGCACGGUUACGCCGCUAUGCGCGACGGUGGCGACGCCUUCAAGCUGGCUAUAUCCAAGAACAUCCACUUCGAGGUCUGCCCCAACAGCAGCUACCUCACUGGAGCCGUGAGCCCCGGAGAGAGGCAUCCCAUGCUCUGUCUACGGGACCACUGCGCUAGCUACUCGUUGAACACGGACGACCCAACCAUCACGCACACGAGAAUCUCGGACGAAUACCAACUGGCGCUGAAGCUGGGAUUCCGGCCCGAUGACAUCUUGGAGUCGAACCGGGCCGCCAUUGAGGCAUCCUUUCUUUCGCCGGAGGAGAAGAGGGAGCUGCGGAAGAAGUUCGAACGACUCAACGCCUCGUCGAGCACGAGCUGCUGCUUCUACGACCACAACCCGAAAAAAAGCGUUAAAAACGGCGACGUCUCGCCGAACCAAUUGGCACCUAACAACGCCAUAGUUAGCCACUAAUAUGUGGCGAACGCAACAAAAUGUCUCCCUCAGCGUCUUCUCUGGAAAAACAAAUAAAUAAAUAAUAAGAUGACCGACAUUACUACAGACCAGGGCCGCAGACGUGUGGGGUUUUGAGUCGCUUUUAUUUGUUUGUUUUGAGGGAUGGGAAAUAAUUGACACAGCAUGAAUAAAAUAAACAUGCAUAUUUAUUACAACGAA
Molecule: messenger RNA, 2251 nt
Organism: Dermacentor andersoni
Lineage: Eukaryota; Metazoa; Arthropoda; Arachnida; Ixodida; Ixodidae
Product: adenosine deaminase-like
Biological process (GO): inosine biosynthetic process; adenosine catabolic process; negative regulation of adenosine receptor signaling pathway
Cellular component (GO): cytosol; external side of plasma membrane
Molecular function (GO): adenosine deaminase activity
Source: RefSeq, a predicted model, not a curated record